AUGACAAGCCGUAAUUUAACAACAAAUUUUUUGGAAUUUCGAAAUCGUGCUACACGAGAUAGAAAUUACCAUAGUGAAGAUAAGUCUAAUGAUGAUCGGACAGCACUAAUUCAAAAUGAUGAUGAAGAAGUAGUACAAUUUGAAAAAAAUAACACACCAUCAUGGAUGGAUUCUCAGCGGCGGAUACAACUGCAAUUUGAUCAAGUUCGAAGUCGAAUGAAAAAACUACAACAAUUACAUGAUAAACAUUUAACAAGACCAGCUUUUGAUGAAAACUCGAGUGAAGAAAAAGAAAUUGAAUCAAUUACUAAAGAUAUUACUGCAAUGUUAAAUGGAUGUCAUACAUCUGUUCAACAAAUUUCAGCACAAGCAAAUAAAUCUCAAACGAAUGCAUAUGAUAAACGUUUGUCUUCUAAUGUUGUUCAAGCAACAGCAAGUGCACUACAAGAUCUGACUAUUAAAUUUCGAAAAUGUCAAUCGACAUAUCUCCAUAAAUUGAAAUCUCGAAAAGAUAAUUUUAAUCGUAUUAUGCCUGAUCUGGAAAUCGAUAUGCAUUCCAAUCCAUUCGGUGAUCAAGAUGAUCCGGAUAAUAAUUUCGAUCAGAUAUCUUUAACUUCCGAAGAUCAAUUACAAUUAACAUCUCAAAAUGUUGAAUUUCUUGAAAAACGUGAUAAAGAAAUUCAUGAAGUAUUAAAAUCAAUUGAAGAUAUAAAUGAAAUAUUUCGUGAUGUAGCUGCACUUGUAUCAAAUCAAGGAACAAUUCUCGAUCAAAUUGAAUAUAAUAUCGAAAAUACUGUUGUACAACUUGAACAAGGAAAUAAACAUUUAACUAAAGCAGUUCAACAUAAACGGCGUGGAUUAAAAUUUAAAUUAAUACUUAUCGGUGUUUGUUUAUCCGUUUUAUUUUUUAUAAUUUUCGUUGCAAUUUUACCAUCAAUUAUUCAAUGUGAUAUAACAAAUCUCAAUGAAUUUUUCAGCGCAGUCAAUCAAACUUCGAAUUAUACUGUAGGAUAUCUAUCUCAAGCUAAUUUGGAUGUUGUCAAACGAUAUUUACCAGCUAAUAUUCAGAUACAACUGUUUCAAGAUAAAAGUCAUAUGUUAGUGGCUAUUGAUAAUGAAACAAUUAUUGCUGGUAUAACAACAGGUCAACUUGUUCAAGAUCUUCAAUCUCGUUAUCAUGUAUUUACUUCAUCAAUUGUUUCGCCUCAAGCAAUGCUUGUUGCGCCUGAUUAUGAUGCAAAAUUAGCGCCUUAUGGUCUUCGAAAUCAAUCAAGCAAUGAUCUAUUCAAUGCACUUAAUGCUGCUAUAAAUGGUGUGCAAAAUGAUGGUACGGACGAAACAUUAGUAACUCUCAAUCAACGACAAGAUUUAAUUCGAGUUUAUACAUGUCGCCAAUCUACACAAAUACCUGUUGUUAAUCGUAAUGAUACAACUGGUUUUUUACAGGAUAUAUUAUUUAAUACAAAAAAACUUUUAAUUGGUGGUAUAGGACCAAGUGAUUGGGGUACACAUGAUGGGAAUUAUAAAGAUCGUAAUCCAAUUGGUUUUUAUCCUGAAUUGCUUACUAAGAUUGUUGAGAAACUUGGUCAGUUAAGUGGACCCGAUGGAAAUAAGUACGGCGAAGGAUUGACUAUCGAGAGAACAUAUUAUCAAGAUUCAGGCUCACUUUUUUCUGCCUUACUUAAUGGAAAAAUUCAUGCAACAGAUGUUUAUACACUCGUUGAUGUCUCAUAUACGGGUUCAGGUGAAGACUGUACGAAAGAAAAUAGUACUUGUCGAGCAGAAGAAACAUGUACGGAAAAUAUUUGCACUCAUGCGCCACGACCACGAUCACUCCAUUUUCGUACUACUUGUACAACAGCUAGUCGUGAUACAAAAUUUAUUACAAAAAAAUUUUUUGGAAUAAAAUCAAUUCAACCUGAUGCUCCACGUCAAACACCAAAAACACGAUGGAUUGGUUUUGUUUUAUUAUUUGUUACUUUUUUUGCCACUGUAUUUCUUGUAUUAGUUAUACUUCUUCGUCGUAAAAAGAAUUAUCGUGCUCAACAUACAUUACAAGGUGGUUUUGGUAAAUUUGUUCGUUUACAAGAAGAAAGUGAGCCACCUAUGGAUGGACUCGAUGCAUUCGAUGAUCAUAUCGUACAAUCACCCAGAGACAAUACGAACUAA
Molecule: messenger RNA, 2169 nt
Organism: Adineta steineri
Lineage: Eukaryota; Metazoa; Rotifera; Eurotatoria; Adinetida; Adinetidae
Source: the annotation of a GenBank genome assembly